AAGGAAUAUAAAAUACUAUUAUACAUUAUUGAAAAUAUGAAAAACAUAUAUAUAUGCAUAUGCAAUAGGCAAUAGAACGCCAUAGGAUAAUAAAUCUACAGGAGUAUGUAAUAUACCUCUACCAUAGGUGAACAAAAAUAAAAAUUGUUAACUAUAAGUCACGUGCUAAACGAUGUGCUAUUGUAUUUGCUUCCCUAAAACAUGUAAAAUAGAGGCUUGAGCAUAUUGAGCCAAAAUAGACAAGCAGUCAUCCACCAAGCACCCUGCUGUGCCAAAUGAAUUUCAAGAGACUUUUAGUAUCAGACAUCAAAAUUGACAUCAAAAUGGUCCCCAAGAAAAAGGAAUUACUUGCUGCCAUGGUGGCUGAUGAUGUGAACAAGAAGUUUGGAGAACAACUCUCGAGUGGUUGUUUUAUUGUCAACUUGGCUUAGCGAAUCCAAAGAGAGAAGCAAACACUGAAACAAUUAUCUUUGGCUUCCAUGGCCAACCGAGGAGCCUCUUCUUCUUCUGCUCCUUUCACAAAGUCAUGGAAAUACCAUGUCUUUCUGAGCUUCAGAGGUUUUGACACUCGCUCAAAUUUCACAAGCCAUUUGUAUAGUGCUUUGCGUCUACAAGGAAUUAACACCUUCAUGGAUGAUGAUGAGCUGAGAAGAGGAGAAGAAAUAUCAAGCGCGCUUCUCACCGCAAUUGAAGACUCAAGGAUUUCUGUGGUUGUGUUCUCCGAAAACUAUGCCUCCUCAAAGUGGUGCUUGGAUGAGCUUGUCAAGAUUCUUGAUUGCAAAGAAUCAAAUCAACAAUUGAUCAUCCCAGUUUUUUACAAGGUGAAUCCAUCAGAUGUACGGAAUCAUAGGGGAAGCUUCGGGGAUGCACUGGCUAACAUGGAGCGCAAAUACAAAGAUGAGCUGGACAAGGUCAAGAAAUGGAGGGCGGCACUUUCACAAGCAGCAGCUUUGUCAGGGUUCCCUUUGGACGAACAUAGAUCUGAAGCUGAACUGAUUCAUAAAAUCGUUCAAGAAAUUUCACAGCGAGUAAUAGACCGUACAUAUUUAUAUGUGACAGAGUAUCCAGUUGGAAUGCACUAUCCUGUACAAGAUAUAAUUAAGCUUUUAGAUUUGGGGGAAAAUGAUGUUCGUAUGGUAGGGUUAUGGGGAACUGGUGGAAUUGGUAAGACCACAAUUGCUACAGCUGUUUAUAAUUCCAUUGCCCACGAAUUUGAAGGCUGUUCUUUUUUGGCAAACGUCAAAGAUUCUAAGGGAGGAGGUUUAGCCAAACCACAGAGGACUCUUCUUUCUGAGAUUCUAGGGGAUACAAAUUUGGAGGUGGCCAACGUUCAUAAAGGGGCCACUAUGAUAAAGCAAAGGUUGAGUUGUAGAAAGGUUCUCUUGGUUCUUGAUGACGUGGAUGACAUGGAACAGUUAUACAAGUUAGUUGGGGCAUGUGAUUGGUUUGGUGUAGGCAGUAGAAUUAUCAUAACAACAAGGGAUAAGCAACUGUUAACUGCUCAUCAUGUUAAUUUAAUACAUGAGGUCAGGAUUUUAGAUGAUCCUGAAGCUCUUGAGCUCCUCUGUUGGCAUGCCUUCAAAAGAAGUGGGCCUCCUUUGGAUGAUUAUGUGAAACUUGCCGAACGUGCAAUACACUAUGCUCAAGGCCUUCCGUUGGCUUUGAAAGUUCUCGGUUCUUGUCUAUGUGGUGGAAGUACAGAGAAAUGGGAAGCUACAUUGGAUGGUUUCAAAAGCACGAAAAUUCAGGACGUUCUCGAAAUAAGUUACAAUGCAUUAGAUCACAGCGUACAGGAGAUUUUCCUUGACAUAGCAUGUUUCUUUAAGGGUAGAAGUAGAAUGCAUGUGACAAAAAUACUUGUAGCUUGUGACCCCAACGCUAGGUAUAGCAUUGAAGUACUCGUAGAAAAGGCACUCAUAAGUGUUGAAGGAGAUCACAUUCAGAUGCAUGACUUACUCGAAGAGAUGGGUAAGGACAUAGUUUACCUACAGUCACCCAAUGAAGCCGGACGUCGUAGCAGAUUGUGGUCUUAUGAAGACAUCGAGGAUGUUCUUGCUAAUAAUACAAUAAGUAAAUUAAAUUAUACAUGUGAAUGUGUAAUGUUUUAUUCAAUUCAAUAACUAAAACAUCUUGCGCAUUAAGUAUAAUAAUAAUUAUUUUUAAUCUUGAAGAAAAAUAGAAAUUUGAAACUCUUACUUUU
This is a messenger RNA of Prunus persica (peach), 2200 nucleotides long. Its product is annotated as TMV resistance protein N. Bases 480 to 2120 code for a protein of 546 amino acids. The transcript has 3 exons. Gene Ontology annotation, molecular function: ADP binding. Gene Ontology annotation, biological process: defense response; signal transduction. The record is from RefSeq and is a predicted model, not a curated record. Lineage: Eukaryota; Viridiplantae; Streptophyta; Magnoliopsida; Rosales; Rosaceae.